AUGCUCCUGGAGGCGCUAUGCUCCUGGAGGCGCCAUGCUCCUGGAGCCGCUGUGCUCCUGGUGGCGCUAUGCUCCUGGAGGCGCUAUGCUCCUGGAGGCGCUGUGCUCCUGGAGGCGCUGUGCUCCUGGAGGCGCUAUGCUCCUGGAGGCGCCGUGCUCCUGGAGGCGCUGGUGAUGCCCCCCAGUAACAUUGCUCAAGGUGUGGAGUUCCUCCUGGCGGACUCCAGCAGACCCCGGCGGCCAAUGUUGACAGCCUCAACAAAGCACAGUGCUGCGAGCCUCAACAAAGCACAGUGCUGCGAGCCUCAACAAAGCACAGUGCUGCGAGCCUCAACAAAGCACAGUGCUGAGAGCCUCAACAAAGCACAGUGCUGCGAGCCUCAACAAAGCACAGUGCUGCGAGCCUCAACAAAGCACAAGGAAGCUGCCCGGGCCACCACAGAAUACCUUGUUAGUGGAGCUUGCGGGGUCCACUUGCUGGGUGAACCGCACCUCUCCAGGAGAACCGCACCUCUCCAGGAGAACCGCACCUCUCCAGGAGAACCGCACCCCUCCAGGAAAACCGCACCUCUCCAGGAGAACCGCACCUCUCCAGGAGAACCGCACCUCUCCAGGAGAACCGCACCCCUCCAGGAGAACCGCACCUCUCCAGGAGAACCGCACCUCUCCAGGAGAACCGCACCUCUCCAGGAGAACCGCACCCCUCCAGGAGAACCGCACCUCUCCAGGAGAACCACCCCACGCCAGGAGAACCAUCCCACGCCGGGAGAACCAUCCCACGCCGGGAGAACCAUCCCACGCCGGGAGAACCAUCCCACGCCGGGAGAAUCGCACACCUCCAGGAGAACCGCACCCCACCAGGAGAACCGCACACCUCCAGGAGAACCAUCCCACGCCAGGAGAACCGCACCCCUCCAGGAGAACCGCACCCCUCCAGGAGAACCAUCCCACGCCGGGAGAACCGCACCCCUCCUUGAGAACCGCACCCCUCCAGGAGAACCACUCCACGCCAGGAGAACCGCACCCCUCCAGGAGAACCACUCCACGCCAGGAGAACCGCACCCCUCCAGGAGAACCACUCCACGCCAGGAAACCGCACCCCUCCAGGAGAACCACUCCACGCCAGGAGAACCGCACCCCUCUAGGAGAACCACUCCACGCCAGGAGAACCGCACCCCUCCAGGAGAACCGCACCCCUCCAGGAGAACCACUCCACGCCAGGAGAACCGCACCCCUCCAGGAGAACCGCACCCCUCCAGGAGAACCGCACCCCGCCAGGAGAACCGCACCCCUCCAGGAGAACCGCACCCCUCCAGGAGAACCGCACCCCUCCAGGAGAACCGCACCCCUCCAGGAGAACCGCACCCCUCCAGGAGAACCGCACCCCGCCAGGAGAACCACCCGACGCCAGGAGAACCGCACCCCUCCAGGAGAACCGCACCCCAUCCAGGAGAACCACCCCACGCCAGGAGAACCGCACCCUUCCAGGAGAACCGCACCCCCUCCAGGAGAACCGCACCCCUCCAGGAGAACCGCACCCCUCUAGGAAAACCGCACCUCUCUAGGAGAACCACCGCAUGCCAGGAGAACCGUACUGCAGGAGAACCACCCCACGCCAGGAGAAUCGCACACCUCCAGGAGAACCGCACCCCUCCAGGAGAACCGCACCCCUCCAGGAGAACCGAACUCCUCCAGGAGAACUACCCCACGCCAGGAGAACCGCACCCCUCCAAGAGAACCGCACCCCACCAGGAGAACCAUCCUACGCCAGGAGAACCGCACCCCACCAGGAGAACCAUCCUACGCCAGGAGAACCGCACCCCACUAGGAGAACCUUCAAUCCCCUGGAGAACCGCACCCCAGCGGGGAACCAUCCCACAGCAGGAGAACUGCAACCCAUCAGUAGAACUAUCCCGCACCAGGAGAACCGCACCCCACUAG
Messenger RNA from Procambarus clarkii (red swamp crayfish), 1941 nucleotides. The record is from RefSeq and is a predicted model, not a curated record. Lineage: Eukaryota; Metazoa; Arthropoda; Malacostraca; Decapoda; Cambaridae.